AUGAUUUUUAAGGCUAAGGUGUAAUUAAACUAGUCUGGUGAAAUUCCGGUAGAUCUGACAAUUAAAGAGUUGAUUUGGUAAGAUUAAUAAUCUGAUUUCUACAAUAUGAUAUGACAAUUUUAGGAUUGAGUAAUUGAUGAUGAUGUUUAAGAAGAAGUGGAGGGUCACUGAAGACUUGUCUUAGUACAGAAUUUAGAUUUUAUAUUUAACAACAAAAGUAACCUGUUCAUAAUCUUGUAUCGAGUAGGAGUUGAAUCUGAAGUCUUACAAUUUCUAGUCACACACUCUUACUACUAAGCUUUGAGGAAUUGUAUAGAACCCUGCCGCAAAAUUACAUUUUAUUUACUUUAUCAGCUCUGUAAAUUAUAAAUAUAAAAACCUUCAUUUUUCUUUCUUUCUUUCUUUCUGUCAUUCCGCUCUAAGCCACGCCCACUUUUUUAAUCGUUUGCUCUCAGCCACCCAUUUUUUCCAAAAUUUUUUGUUAUUGAGAAUUUCAAAACAGUUUAUGUUCUUUUUCCUACCUGAGAUUUUUUUUCUUCAUUAACUGAGAUUCUUAUUUACUGUUUUGAGUUUGACUGUAUUUUGGUACUGGAUGCUCAUUUUUCUACUGGAUGUUACUGUAUCUUAAUAUUUUGGAAAAUCCAUGAAAAAAAUACUUAACAUAAUUGAAUUUUGUCGCCAUUUUGGAAAAUCCAUGAAAAAAAUACUUAACAUAAUUGAAUUUUGCCGCCAUUUUGGAAAAUCCAUGAAAAAAAUACUUAACAUAAUUUAAUUUUGCCGCCAUUUUGGAAAAUCCAUGAAAAAAAUACUUAACAUAAUUGACACAGGAUUUUCUGCAAAAUUUUUUCACUUUUAGUUCUUUCACUCUUCGUCACUUGAGUUGACAAGACGAUAAUCCACGUAAGCAACUCCUUUUCUGUACUUAAUUUUCCCGCCAUUUUGGAAAAUCCAUGAAAAAAAUACUUAACAUAAUUGAAUUUUGCCGCCAUUUUGGAAAAUCCAUGAAAAAAAUACUUAACAUAAUUGAAUUUUGCCGCCAUUUUGGAAAAUCCAUGAAAAAAAUACUUAACAUAAUUGACACAGGAUUUUCUGCAAAAUCUGUAUCUUAAUAUUUUGGAAAAUCCAUGAAAAAAAUACUUAACAUAAUUGAAUUUUGUCGCCAUUUUGGAAAAUCCAUGAAAAAAAUACUUAACAUAAUUGAAUUUUGCCGCCAUUUUGGAAAAUCCAUGAAAAAAAUACUUAACAUAAUUGAAUUUUGCCGCCAUUUUUGAAAAUCCAUGAAAAAAAUACUUAACAUAAUUGACACAGGAUUUUCUGCAAAAUUUUUUCAUUUUUAGUUCUUUCACUCUUCGUCACUUGAGUUGACAAGACGAUAAUCCACGUAAGCAACUCCUUUUCUGUACUUAAUUUUCCCGCCAUUUUGGAAAAUCCAUGAAAAAAAUACUUAACAUAAUUGAAUUUUGCCGCCAUUUUUGAAAAUCCAUGAAAAAAAUACUUAACAUAAUUGACACAGGAUUUUCUGCAAAAUUUUUUCACUUUUAGUUCUUUCACUCUUCGUCACUUGAGUUGACAAGACGAUAAUCCACGUAAGCAACUCCUUUUCUGUACUUAAUUUUCCCGCCAUUUUGGAAAAUCCAUGAAAAAAAUACUUAACAUAAUUGAAUUUUCCCGCCAUUUUGGAAAAUCCUUGAAAAAAUUACUAAACUUAAUGCAAUUUUGUAUGUAUUUUUGAAUUUUUCACAUUUAAACCCUUUAAGAAAGGGGUUUCUUUCUCCCUAAUUUUUCAGUAAAUAGUGUUUAACUCUUUUUUUUUGAUUUCAUGACGUUUUAGACAAACAAUUAGACCAUUGCUAAUAGUGUACUAAAUCAAUAACCAAUCUUUUGUUUCGGCAUUAUUUUUGCAGAAUGGGAAACAAGAGAAGUUUUAAUGAAGAGGAACUAAAUAGGAAGCGCGAACUAGAUAGAAAUCGCAAGAGGCAGAAAAGUUCAUUACUAACGGAAGAGCAAUUGAUUGAAAAACGACGUGCUAAUUUGGAAAGUCAAAAUAACAUUAAAAUAUUCAUUGCUCAAGGUGUAUAUCAAGGAAAGCUUCUUAAAAAUGAUAAAAUUUUCACUCAAAAUGUUGUUUAUAAAGAAAUUUUUAACAUCUAAACUGUUUAAAGUUUGAAAAUAAAAUUGAAAUUAAUCGUUUAUGUAAUAUAAAUUUCGUAAUAUAAAUUUUACUGUUUCAAAAGAAGAAAAAAUGCCCGUCAUGCUUGACGGGGUACUACACUAGUUACAUAUAUUUUUGAAC
This is a messenger RNA of Chironomus riparius, 2293 nucleotides long. The record is from the annotation of a GenBank genome assembly. NCBI's taxonomy places the organism in Eukaryota, Metazoa, Arthropoda, Insecta, Diptera, Chironomidae.